ACCACCCUUUUACUUUAAACCAAAAAUAUGUGGCAAGCUCAGGGUUCUUUGGCUAUGGAGAUGUGCGGUGCUUUCCAAGUCAGUACCUUGCUAAGGAGGGGCCUCAGGUAUAACAACAGGGCGGGACCAGCUGUGCAGUUGUCGGGUCAGCCUGGAUACUCACCUGCGCACACAUUUCCAGGAACAGCUCACAGGUUGUUUUCUUUUUACUUUCUCUUCAGUGGACAUAGGAGCGGCACUUAGCUUCUCUGCUGCGACGUGGAAUGCUGCUGUGACAAAGGAAAGUGAGUGGUAAAGCAUGUGUCAUUCUCUCAGAUUGGCACACUAAAUUUGCAAUCUUUGCAACAGUAAGGUGAUUUUCAUUUCCUUUCCAAUGGAUCACUACCGCUACUUUAUUUUCAACCAGAGGAGCAUGGUGGUGUUGGGAAUCCUUCAGAUGGCAUGUGCAGGCAUCUCCAUUGUGUCUGGGUUCAUGGAUGGAGCAUUCAGAAGAGAAUCCAACCUUGGGAGAACUAGGGCUCCACUAUGGGCUGGGCUGAUUAUGACAGUUCCUGGAGUACUGGCUUUAUUUUCUUCACAGAAAAAGAACCCAGUUCUAGUUAAUGCGCUUAUUGCUGCUUCUGUUUUUUCCUGCUUUACCACCCUGAUAGUUGUUGUAUAUGCUUCCUUGACACUUGGAUAUGGGGAGGAUGAUGAUGACAUAUUUUCUGCACCUGCACAUGUUAUUCAUGCAAGGUUCAUCCUGGGUAAGCUUGUUCAAGGUGCUAAUAUAGCCAUGUUGAUCGCAUCAGUCUCCAGCCUUUGCGUCGCUCUGUGCAUUGCAUAUAUGGGUUGCAGAAGCCUACCCCAUUGCAUGUGCUAUGAUGAUAUUUCUGGAAUGGAUUGGUUACAUCCUGAGGACGAGCAGCCCCAGACUGUUGAGCUUGUUUGCACUUUCAGAGGUGGGGAUGAACGGAUACUCAACUCUACUUCCCAGUUUACAGACUGCAGUGCAGAAACAGAAGAGGAGUUCUCCCGGCCUCCGCCAUACGUCCGAUUUUCAUGAACAUGUUUAAUUUUAAAGCAUGCUGACCUUGGGCACAAAAUGGAUGAAUUAGCCACUUUCUAAAGGGACUACUGGGCUUUGCCACAUUUUCUGGCACAACGUCUCCUUUCUGACCUUCCACAUUCAGGAGAAGGGACCAUUUUUACAAUUUUUGGAUAAAGAAUUUUUUAAACUUGGUUUACAAAAGUAAACAAAAAGUUUGUAUCAGCUUUUCUGGCCUCUUGUAUUCCAGGACUCUAGUAAAUGCCCAGAACAUCAUUGCAUAGGAUUCAUACAUAGGCAUAGCACCCAAAAUGCCAGUGAUACUGUAUGUGUGUAAUUUGAUCCAGCAAACUUUCCUCUGUCUUUCCAGGCCCGGAUUUGUGGCGAGACCACAAAAAUUUUAGGGGCCCAUCCUGAUCUCUUUGGGAACUCCGCUGCACACUGGUGCAUAUGCAUGCUAGCGGCGGGGGGGGGUGCGCUCAGCCAGCGGGUGCUAGGAACCUGAAGGCCUCUGGGUGCCUCGCAGGGAAAUCCAGCCCUGUGUCUUUUUCUGUUCUGCAAGUUGAAAGCAUGAACACGCCAGGAAAAAGCCUAAGUAGGCAUUCUAUGGACCUGUAUAUUUCUGCAUCCUCCCACAUGUACAGCCCUGCCUUCAGCCAAGUAUAUACAUUACAUAUUUAUUUGAUGCACAGGAUUAAUAAUGUGAAGAAUGUAUGAUCUAAAUGUUGCUGCUUUUAAAGAUUCUUAUUGUUUUAAUUACAAUCAAUAAAAUGUUUUGUUUUGGUUUUUUAA
Xenopus laevis (African clawed frog) is the source of this 1819-nucleotide messenger RNA. RefSeq lists its product as uncharacterized. The record is from RefSeq and is a predicted model, not a curated record. The transcript is spliced from 7 exons. Bases 374 to 1045 code for a protein of 223 amino acids. Gene Ontology annotation, cellular component: membrane. Lineage: Eukaryota; Metazoa; Chordata; Amphibia; Anura; Pipidae.